Lycium ferocissimum is the source of this 1769-nucleotide messenger RNA. RefSeq names its product glycerol-3-phosphate acyltransferase RAM2-like. Gene Ontology annotation, biological process: cutin biosynthetic process. Gene Ontology annotation, molecular function: glycerol-3-phosphate 2-O-acyltransferase activity; phosphatase activity. The record is from RefSeq and is a predicted model, not a curated record. Gene Ontology annotation, cellular component: membrane. NCBI's taxonomy places the organism in Eukaryota, Viridiplantae, Streptophyta, Magnoliopsida, Solanales, Solanaceae.
UCGCCAUCCUAGAGAAACAAGAAUAUGCCAAUUUUAGGCAAAUUCUAUAAGCUUUAAUUUCUUCAACGCCAACAUUUAUGGGCAUUGAUCUUGGAGACCAUCUUCACUAUGUUUUCCUCAUUUGUCAUUUUUCUUAAUCAACAUGCAUAUAUACACUCAAACUUGGAGAAAGUUAACUUCAAGCAGCUUAACAGAAAAACAUAACAGCUAUAUUUGUUAACUUUAGAAGCUGCAAAAAAUGGCAAUAACAACGUUCCCAACUGUGGACAAAUGUGCAUCAAUAGGGCGCGAAAAGGACACUGUGGUUGCGGACAUGGAUGGAACAUUGCUUCGAGGUCGAAGCUCUUUCCCUUAUUUUGCCUUAAUUGCUUUUGAAGUUGGAGGGGUUUUAAGAUUACUUUUCCUUCUCUUGGCUUCACCACUCGCCGGACUACUUUACUAUUUCUUCUCGGAGUCUGCAGGAAUCCAAGUCCUUAUUUUUGCGACGUUUGCAGGGAUGAAGGUCUCUGAUAUAGAGUCGGUAGCACGUGCAGUGCUACCGAAAUUCUAUUCUGGGGAUCUUCAUCCCCAGUCUUGGAAAGUGUUCUCUUCGUGUGGGACCCGUUGCGUUUUGACGGCGAAUCCGAGGGUUAUGGUGGAAGCAUUUUUGAAGGAUUUUUUGGGGGCUGAUAUGGUUUUAGGGACUGAGAUUGGAAGUUAUAAAGGUAGGGCUACUGGUUUUGUAAAGAAGCCAGGAGUGCUUGUUGGGAAGAACAAAGCUGAUGCUCUUAAAAAGGCAUUUGGAGAGACUAAACCUGAGAUUGGAUUGGGUGAUCGUCAUACUGAUUUUCCUUUCUUGGCUUUGUGUAAGGAAGGUUACAUUGUACCACCUAAGCCAGAAGUUAAGGCUGUAACCACAAGCAAACUUCCCAAGCCUAUCAUCUUCCACGAUGGCCGAUUAGUCCAAAAGCCAACACCUAUUAUGGCAUUGCUCAUCGUUCUAUGGAUCCCCAUCGGUUUCAUCCUCGCCUGCUUGCGCAUUGCUGCCGGAUCACUCCUCCCUAUGCCUGUUGUCUACUAUGCAUUUUGGGCACUUGGUGUUCGUGUCAUUGUUAACGGUAACCCUCCACCUCCCGUCAAGAAAUCCGAUAACAAAUCGGGUGUACUCUUCAUUUGCUCUCACAGGACUCUCCUUGACCCUAUUUUCCUCUCCACUGCACUUGGUCGACCGAUCCCGGCUGUUACGUACUCCGUUUCGCGACUUUCUGAGAUCAUUUCACCGAUUAAGACGGUUAGGCUGAAUCGUGAUCGAGACGAUGCCUCCAUGAUCAAGAAACUUCUACAAGAAGGUGACCUAGCAAUCUGCCCGGAGGGGACUACGUGUAGGGAACCGUUUCUUCUUAGGUUCUCGGCCUUAUUUGCUGAGUUAACCGAUGAGCUCGUACCUGUGGCCAUGGUGAAUAAAAUGAGCAUGUUUCACGGUACGACGGCUAGAGGGUGGAAAGGGAUGGACCCAUUUUACUUCUUCAUGAACCCUAGCCCAGCUUAUGAGGUUACAUUCUUGAACAAGUUACCCUAUGAGCUAACUUGCAAAUCAGGGAAAUCAAGUCAUGAAGUGGCUAAUUACAUACAAAGGGUUAUUGCUGCAACCCUUUCUUAUGAGUGUACUACUUUUACUAGGAAGGAUAAGUACCGUGCGCUUGCUGGAAAUGAUGGUACUGUUGUGGAGAAGCCUAAGAUAAAAAAAGGUAUAAUGGGAUGUUAAUUUAAUGUCAGCUAUAUAAUUAGCA